Daldinia loculata is the source of this 1734-nucleotide messenger RNA. RefSeq names its product Orotidine 5'-phosphate decarboxylase. Bases 424 to 1569 code for a protein of 381 amino acids. Gene Ontology annotation, molecular function: orotidine-5'-phosphate decarboxylase activity. Gene Ontology annotation, cellular component: cytosol. Lineage: Eukaryota; Fungi; Ascomycota; Sordariomycetes; Xylariales; Hypoxylaceae. The record is from RefSeq and is a predicted model, not a curated record. Gene Ontology annotation, biological process: 'de novo' pyrimidine nucleobase biosynthetic process; 'de novo' UMP biosynthetic process. The transcript is spliced from 2 exons.
AAAUUCUGAGAGGAGAACAGCAUAUGCACGGGAUUGUCGGUCAGCCACCAGAGCACGAAGGCGGUCUACCGAGUAGAAGACGGCCUUUGCGUCUCUGCGUCUGCGUCUCCAGCUUUCAGCAUUUGUACAUCUUGGCCUAUUUCGCGGCCAUCUCGUCUAUUUCUUUUUAGAUCUAUCCCAUCUCCCGUAGUAAAUUGACAUCAUUUAGCUCCACUAGGUCCAGGGUUCUCGCCCAACCGCCGAUCGCCCCCCGAUAGACGAAAGACCCUUUCGGCAGAGCCAGACCGGUCAACGUGUUAGCCGGAACUCUAUCAGCCCACAAUUAUUUGCGAUCGCAUCGUUCGACUAUUUCGAGUUCCGUCUCUUGUAAAGAAGGGAGAAAGAAAACAAAUUAGUUAACACGAUAUCAAUAAUUGAUUUGCUAUGUGCGCAGCUUCGGACCGCCAUCCCACGUUCAAGGCGAGCUUCGCCGAAAGAGCCAGCAAUGCCUCCCACCCGUUACUCAACUACUUGUUCCGGCUCAUGGAAUUGAAGAAGUCGAAUCUGUGUCUCAGUGCCGAUGUUACCUCCGCUCGUGAACUUCUCACCCUAGCUGAUCGAAUCGGUCCGUCCAUUGUCGUGCUCAAGACGCAUUACGAUCUCGUCGCCGGAUGGGAUUAUCAUCCGCAAACUGGCACCGGUCCCAAGCUAGGUGCUCUUGCGAGGAAGCAUGGCUUCCUUAUCUUCGAAGAUAGAAAGUUUGGGGACAUUGGCAGCACGGUCCAGUUACAGUACACCGCUGGAACCGCGCGGAUCGUCGAUUGGGCACAUAUCGUAAACGUCAACAUGAUCCCUGGCAAGGCCGCUGUUACUGCGCUUCAACAAGCAGCCGCCCGGUGGCGUUCCCGUGUCAAUUAUGAAGUGAGGACAUCCGUCUCUGUUGGAACCCCGGUCUCGGACGAGUUUGACGAAAAUGGUAGCGAGGAUGGACAACCUACAACUGCGCUGUCGCCGUCAAAAGAUCCUCCACCGUCGUCAAACUUCCGCACUGACCAUAACGGUAGGAAAGGGAGCAUCGUGUCCAUUACUACCCUCACGCAAUCAUUCGAACCGGUAGACUCGCCGCGCUUUGGUAAAUCUAUCGCGGAAGGCGAUGAGCUUGUAUACGCAGGGAUUGAGGAACCCCCUUGGGAGCGAGGACUCCUAAUAUUAGCCCAGAUGUCUAGCGAGGGAAAUCUCAUGACUAAGGAGUACACGCAGGCCUGUGUCGAAGCCGCGAGAGAGCAUAAGGACUUCGUGAUGGGUUUCAUCUCCCAGGAAACCCUUAACAGCGAAGACACAGAUUCCUUCAUCUCUAUGACUCCAGGUUGCCAACUACCCCCCGACGAAAGCGAAGAAGACGGUAGCGUUGCGGGCGAUGGUCUUGGCCAACAAUACAACACACCCACAAAGCUUGUAGGACAGUGUGGUAGCGAUAUUGUCAUCGUGGGACGAGGUAUUCUCAAGGCGGCAUCUCCACAGGUGGAAGCUGAACGGUAUCGAAGAAAGGCAUGGAAAGCAUAUCUCGGCCGGAUAGAACAGCAGGCGUGAAAGUAAAGAGAUGUUUCGCAUCAGGCGGAUCUAUAUUAAGCAUGGAUGAUACAUUCGUCCCGGAGCCUGGAGUUCUUUCGGCUUACACAAGAUAGUCAUCAUUGUCAUUCGGGGAUCCCGGUCAACUAAAAAAUUGGAAAGGGCUAUGAGAGAGAGUUAAGUCAU